AAUGAAUGGGAAAUUAGGCAAUUCUCUUUUACUCUGGCAAAAUCAUCCCUGUGUUGUCAUUGGUCGUCAUCAAAACCCAUGGCUAGAAUGCGAUAUAAGUUAUUUAGAAAGAAAUAAAAUUCCAAUUGCCCGACGGAAAAGUGGAGGUGGUGCUGUAUAUCAUGACUUGGGAAACCUCAAUUGUACCUUUUAUACAUCUAGGAAAGAGUAUGAUCGACCAAAGAACUUAAAACUUAUUUGCUCCGCAGUUCAAGAUAUGUGGCCCGAUUUAGAUAUUUAUCCAACUGAUAGAGAUGACAUUGAAAUGUUUGGAUACAAGGUUUCUGGCACGGCCUCUAAAUUAGACAGAGAGCACGCUUAUCAUCACCUAACUUUACUGGUUAACGCAGAUUUACUUAAUAUGAGCAUGGCUCUUAAAAAUAAAAUAAAUAUAGAGUCGAAAUCUACCAAAAGUAUUCGUAGUCAAGUAACUAACUUAACAUGUUCAAUGGCACCUAGUUUGAACAUGGAGUCAAUCAUAGAUUGUAUAUCAAGAAAAGUCUCUCCUCAGUCUAAAGUAGAAAUAAUCGAUCCAAACGAAGUUGAAGGUGUAAAAUACGAAAGAGAGAAAAUAAAAAGUUGGAAUUGGAUUUAUGGUUUUUCUCCCGCUUUUACUAUUGUUAAAGACUUUAACACAUCACUUGGACUCCAUCAUCUAACGAUAAAAGUCGUUAAAGGAAAAAUUUCUGAUUUCAAGCUACUGCACAAAGAAAUUAAUUAUCCGUUCCUUAACGAAAUAUUAAUCGGUAGUGAUUUUCGUCCAGACGUAAUAGAACAGACAUUAGAAAAAUUUAUAGGACAUGAACUAUGUGAAUUAAUCAUAGGGUAUAUAACGGGGAGUUAUGAUGAUUUAUAA
Messenger RNA from Dimorphilus gyrociliatus, 895 nucleotides. NCBI's taxonomy places the organism in Eukaryota, Metazoa, Annelida, Polychaeta, Dinophilidae. The record is from the annotation of a GenBank genome assembly.